Messenger RNA from Camelina sativa (false flax), 1308 nucleotides. The record is from RefSeq and is a predicted model, not a curated record. Lineage: Eukaryota; Viridiplantae; Streptophyta; Magnoliopsida; Brassicales; Brassicaceae.
AUGACGACAAGAGUGACAGAUCAAGGUGGCAUCAACGGAGACGUAUUCGACGAUGGUGUUUACGAUUAUGUGAGGAAAGUGACUGUCGGAGAAUGCUCCCAGGGCAUCGCUUACAUCAAGAUUGAGUACGUGAGAGAUGGAGUAGUCGUGGAACGAGAACAUGGAAAAAAGACAAGAACACAAACACAGGCCGAGUUUGAAGUUAAUCACUUAGACGAGUACAUCACAUGGAUUUGGGGAACGAUUAGAGAUGAUUACGUAUAUGGGAGUCGUACCAUCGAUAUCGAGCACCUGGCUGGAUUAGAGGAGUUAAAACCUAGUCGAAUGGAUGAGAAUCCAAGGUCUAAGUUUGCGGUGUCGGAGCUUCAGUUCAAGACAUCAUGCGGGAGAGCAUCUCAGGUGUUUGGUUCGCCCGGUUUGCCUGGCAAGGAGUUCGUGUUAGAAGGCAAUAACGGAACGAAACUUGUUGGGCUCCAUGGUCGCUUUGGUGACUUUCUCUGCUCUAUAGGAGCUCACUUUAUCUUCGUUCCUCCUGUUUUCAAGCAAGUAGAACCUCAUGGUGGGAUCUAUGGAGACGAUUGGGACGAUGGGGUUUACGACUGUGUGAGGAAAGUGCGUGUUGGAGAAGAUGCUGAUCGUGUCACCUCCGUUGAAUUCGUAUACAGUAAUGGAGAUCAGCUGAUAACUCAUUCUCACGGCAAAUUACAACAAGAACACGAUAGAUAUGGUUUGAUUUCGUCUUUAACCUUCAAAACAUCAAAGGAUAGAGACUCUGAGGUAUUUGGGAAACCGAAUGGUACCAAAUUCGUCAUCAUGGCAAAAGGGUUUGAUAAGCUUGUCGGGUUCCGAGGAAGGUCUUUCGGUAAUCGUCUCACUGCUCUCGGAGCAAAUUUUGCGGUGGUGGUAGCUCCUCCAGUGAAGAAACUAGAAGCAAAAGGUGCGAAUCCUGGUUGCAAGGAGUGGGAUGAUGGGAUCCACGAAGGUGUUUACAAGAUAACAUUUAAGCUUUGGUUAGGAGAUGAAUACAUCACAUCCGUUGAAGGACACUACGGUCAAAGACUGCCACUUUCUGGAAUAGUGCGUGAAUUGACUGAACUGAUUGGAUUCAAAUACAUAACGAUGCUUAAGUUCAAGACAAACAAGGGUACAUAUCAAGCGUUGGGGAACGAAGAAGAAGAUUAUGAGUAUGUGGGAGAAUCGUUCGUGUUGGGGAUGGAAGGUCACAAGAUUGUUGGGUUCCAUGGCAAGUCUGCAUUUGGUGCUCUUCAUCAAAUUGGUGUUUACGUCAAGCCAAUCGAUAAUCCUUAA